AAGCUUGCAAAACUAACCCAUCGGGCAAAUCACUAGCACAAACUGUGACAAGAAAAUGUCUUCAAAAUUGAUCGUUUUGUUAGUUGUUUUCUCCCUCCAAUGCCUCUUGGCAUUGGCUUCAGACCCAGACCCAGUUCAAGAUUUUUGCAUACCCAACCCUAAGUAUGGUGCCAUAAGAACUGCUAGGUUCACUAUCCUCUCAUGCAAAAAUUCCUCUGAAGCAACCACCGAUGAUUUUGUCUUCUCCGGCAUGAAAACCGCUGGCAACUUCUCAGAGACAGGCCUUGCAACCAUUCCUGUGAACCCAGCAAAUUUUCCUGGCCUUAACACGCUAGGCAUGUCAUUUGUCCGGGCUGACCUUAAAGUUGGUGCUAUUAAUCCACCACAUUUUCACCCGAGGGCAACCGAGAUCACUCAUGUGGUGCAAGGAAGUGUUUAUUUAGGUUUUGUUGAUUCUAACAAUAGGGUUUAUGCUAGAGUUCUUGAGCAAGGAGAGGUCAUGGUUUUCCCUAGAGGCCUAGUGCACUUCCAAAUGAACGUUGGUGAUGAGCCUGCUACAGUUUUUGGAAGUUUCAAUAGCCAAAACCCAGGAAACCAAAAGAUCCCAGCUGCCAUUUUCGGUUCUGGGAUAGAUGAUAAGCUCUUGGAAAAGGCUUUUGGAUUGAGUCCUAAGCAAAUUGAAAUGAUGAGAAGAAGGUUUGAUCCCAAAAGGCUUAGUUGAGGUUGAGGGAUAAAACAUAAGGUUAUUUUGGUCAGCUUCCUAAAUUAUGAAAUCAUGUUCUUUCGUCUGUCCUACAUAUGAAAUCAUGGCCUUUUCUUGGAGUCAAUGGUAGUUUAAAAUAUCAACUGUUGUUUGGUUGUUUUAUGUAUAACUCUAUUUUCUAUAAGCUCCUUUUUUCCUGCUA
Molecule: messenger RNA, 905 nt
Organism: Hevea brasiliensis (rubber tree)
Lineage: Eukaryota; Viridiplantae; Streptophyta; Magnoliopsida; Malpighiales; Euphorbiaceae
Product: germin-like protein subfamily 3 member 2
Exons: 1
Coding region: 56-721 (221 amino acids)
Cellular component (GO): cell wall
Molecular function (GO): manganese ion binding
Source: RefSeq, a predicted model, not a curated record